This is a messenger RNA of Myodes glareolus (Bank vole), 1732 nucleotides long. RefSeq names its product RNA polymerase I subunit H-like. Lineage: Eukaryota; Metazoa; Chordata; Mammalia; Rodentia; Cricetidae. The record is from RefSeq and is a predicted model, not a curated record.
GCUCCUAAUCACAGAGCCAUCUCUCCAGCCCCCAAUAGUGAUGGAUUUUUAAGUUGUAAAAUAAAACUCUGCAGAGGAAGGAGAAUCUCUGAUGAGGGGAGACUCCUAGAGACCAAGGGGCUCACUUGUAACAGGCAGGUAGCUGAUGUUUACUGAGAAUGUACCAUGUACUCUCUUUACACUAAACCACGAUUGUUCUUUUUGACCCUGAGGAGUAGUUCUUGUCUUACAUCUGCACUUUAUAAAUAAGGAAACUGAAGCUAGUUGGCUUACCCUGAAUCAUACAUUGAGGAAAUAGAAUUAUGGCUCAGUUUUUUCCUGUCAGUCCUCAAAGUCUUUGCUUUUGACUGUAGUUUGAGGAUCCCACGCUGUGUGUUAGUCAGCUUCGGUGGCCUGAAUGCGACCUCACAGUAAACUCAGGUUUGAGCAGGAGUGACUCAUAAAUCCUUAGUGACCUUCACUUGCGGUGCCAUCAGCUUGAUAAACAAACACAGAGAGAGAGGGCCACAAAGCUCUGCCUGCAUGGUCUCAACAGGAACAGUCUAAAAACAGAUUCAGGGUGAAGGAUGAUUGACGGUGCCAGUCGGUCAAGCAGAGGGCCAGAUCAAACAAGAAUAGAAUCUCAGAACAAAACAAAGCAAAGAUGCUGUAUGUGCUGAUAGAGGCACAAAGGGCCUGGUUGGAUAAAGUGCAGAGAGACAGUGAGCUGACAAAACGAGAGCCUAGAGUUACCUCGGAGGACAAAAGAAGUCUUGAGACUGAACCGUUUGGUUUGGGAGUCCUUAGGCCACCCCUCACCAAAGAGCCUGCUCUUCCCCUCUUUCAGUCCCAAGUGCAAGAUUCUGAGUGGUUCACACUGAGUCCACAGGAGAGAUUGGCUUGGGCAAAAGCAUCCAAAGACCCUAGGAUUGCAGAAGGUCAGCAGUCUCCACUGGAGAAGAGGCUCCUGAGUCUUGGUGGUGUGCACACUACAGCAGCAAGGCACUUGGUGACUCAGAAAUGCCGAGAGGAGAGCAGAGUGCUCUGCAGGGAGCAAGCUCAUUCUCUUGACUACUGGCUGGCAAAAGCAGAGUCUUACUAUAAUAAAAGAAUAAUGGAGAUGAUGAAAAAAGAAGACACCGGCGGGGAAACAAAGACGAAAGUGGAAGAGGAAACACCACCGAGCACAGAGGGACAAAAACCGCAUUAUUGUGUGCCCGAGAGAGAGAAGAAACAAAUAGAGAGGCACAUCCUCAGAGCAGGCCAGGCCAGAGAAUUUAAGAACAAAGCCUGGAGGCAGACCCGACUCCUCAGUGAAACCAUACUACCCAAGAUUGUGCCAGAAAAGGAGAGCAUCCCGAAAGCACAGAGAAGAAGGCAAGUAAGCGAGAGAGAGCUGCACCAAAUUAAAGAUCAUCAAGAACGCAUGAUUCGAGGGCGGGAACUUCUCGAGCAAAGACUCAAAGAAAGAAUCUUGAGAAAAAGUCAGAGCCAGAUCCCACUACCUGAGAGGCGUGGUCGAGGGAAGAAAGAGACAAAGGAGCUUGAAAGGGUUGUUGCGUACCCACUUUUCCAGCCGUCCAGUACAAGUCGGAUUAAAGUGGAUAUUCUUAUGGAAAAAUCUCAGGACGAAGAGGAAGUGAGCACAAUUAUAAAACCGUAUGGAAGGAGAUUCUUGGCUGUGCCACCCUUUCUGAGAACUCAAAUAGGAAAAUUAAAAGAUCAGUAAAAUUUCAGAGCUUUGGUAAUGAAA